Molecule: messenger RNA, 4567 nt
Organism: Centrocercus urophasianus (Greater sage-grouse)
Lineage: Eukaryota; Metazoa; Chordata; Aves; Galliformes; Phasianidae
Gene: BBS9
Product: Bardet-Biedl syndrome 9
Exons: 22
Coding region: 95-2746 (883 amino acids)
Biological process (GO): cilium assembly
Cellular component (GO): BBSome; membrane
Source: RefSeq, a predicted model, not a curated record
AGCGCUGCCGGCCUCCGCGUCCCGAGGGCCGCCCCUGCCUGUGGCCGGGGGUCCCUCCGCUCGGUGAGGCUCUGCUGCAGGCUUGUGAAGAAGAAUGUCGUUGUUUAAAGCUCGAGACUGGUGGUCCACCGUACUUGGGGAGAAGGAAGAAUUUGAUCAAGGCUGUCUGUGUGUUGCUGAUGUCGAUAAUAGUGGCCAAGAUAAGAUUAUUGUGGGCAGUUAUAUGGGAUAUCUCCGUAUCUUUAAUCCACAUCCUGUGAAACCUGGAGAUGAAGUGCAAGCUGAGGACUUGCUCUUGGAAGUGCAGUUACGAGAGCCAAUACUACAGGUGGAAGUGGGGAAAUUUGUUUCUGGUACUGAAGGACUUCAUCUGGCUGUGUUGCAUUGCCGACGACUCUGUGUGUAUGCUGUUUCAGAAACUCUAGGGAAUGUAGAGCAUGGUAACCAGUAUCAGAUCAAACUGAUGUAUGAGCACCAUCUUCAGCGAACUGCUUGUAAUAUGACUUAUGGACCAUUUGGUGGUGUAAAAGGUCGAGAUUUGAUAUGUAUACAGUCCAUGGAUGGGAUGCUAAUGUUAUUUGAACAGGAAAGCUAUGCUUUUGGCCGUUUUUUACCUGGUUUCCUUCUGCCUGGUCCCUUGGCUUACAGCUCUCGGACAGACUCUUUCAUUACAGUGUCUUCCUCUCGACAGGUUGAGAGUUACAAAUACCAAGUGCUGGCAUUUGCAACCGACGCUGAUGGAAGACAAGAAACAGUACAACAGAAACUUAGUUCUGGAAAGAAACUUGUGGUGGAUUGGGUUCUCAACAUUGGAGAACAAGCACUGGAUAUAUGCAUUGUCUCCUUUAAUCAGGCAGUUUCUUCUGUUUUUGUACUUGGUGAGAGAAACCUCUUCUGCCUGAAGGAUAAUGGACAAAUUCGCUUCAUGAAAAAGCUUGAUUACAGUCCAAGUUGCUUCAUUCCUUAUUGUUCAGUGAAAGAAGGAACAAUAAACACUCUAGUCGGAAACCAUAGUAAAAUGCUGUAUGUUUAUCAAGAUAUUACACUGAAGUGGGCCACUCAGCUUCCCCAUGUUCCUGUAUCAGUAAAAGUAGCCAAUUUACAAGGUCUGAAGGGUGUCAUAAUUACUCUGAGUGACAGUGGACAUCUGCAGUGUUCCUACCUUGGUACUGAUCCUUCGCUCUUCCAGGCUCCUAAGGUUGAUUCUAAGGAAAUAAACUAUGAAGAAUUCAAUGCUGAAAUGAAGGAGCUUCAGAAAAUCAUCAAGGAAGCCACAAAAACACAAGAUAUUUUGCCCCAGUCUGAAAAACACAGAGACCUAAUUGUCACUGCAGAAGUUUCACCAGACUUGGAUGUGGAGUCUCAAGCCAUUGACAGCGAAGUAAAAGCAGAGGUGGUACCGUCAGUCACAGUAAAGGUAACAAUACAGAGCAGAGUGAUGGCGCAGAAGCCGUACCUGGUAGUGUGUGUCCAAGCUCCACUAGCAGUGACCUGUGACCAGUUCACCUUUAAUGAUUUAGAUCCAGGAUUAUCUGAAACUGUGGUCCUGUCUGUCUUCUUGAAGGGAAAUUUUCCUCCAUCAGAACUAGAAGGAGAUUGUGUGUUUUCAUGUAAUACACCAACAGGGAUACCGAAGUUUGCCCAGUGUAAAUUCAAGCUGCCUUUGCGAUUAGUUUGCUUUCCAGCUCAACCUUCAAAAUCAGCAAACCACAAGCUAACUAUUGAUACCAAUAAACCUCCCAUCAGUUUUCUCACCAUUUUUCCAGACUUUGCUGAUCCAUCUGAGGAAGACCAGGCAAAUGUUCUGGGAUUUCAGUUCUUAACAGGUUCAAAAAUCACUCUUCUUGCUUCAAAAACAUCACAACGAUACAGGAUCCAGAGUGAUCAGUUGGAAGACCUUUGGCUGAUAACAAAGGAAUUAACACUUAGACUGGAAGAACAUUUCAAAAAGCAAAAUUGCAAGGACUUUGCAUGUACCUUUUCUGGCUCUGUUCCUCUGCAAGAAUACUUUGAACUAAUUGAUCAGCAUUUCGAGCUACGCUUGAAUGCUGAAAAGUUUCAGGAGCUGUUAUCUGAAAGGGCCAUACAAUUCAGAGCUAUUGAGCGACGAUUGCUGACACGAUUUAAAGAUAAAACUCCUGCUCCUCUUCAACAUCUGGACACCUUGCUAGAAGGAACGUUCAGAGAGGUAAUAGCUCUAGCAGAUGCAGCAGAAGAAAAUCAAGCCAACAUGUUCCAGGCAUUCACGAAGUUGAAAAGUGCCACCCAUCUUGUGAUUUUGCUGAUUGGCCUAUGGCAGAAACUCAACGCUGAUCAAGUUGCUAUUAUGGAAGCUACAUUUUUGCCACUUGCAGAAGAUACACAAGAGCUGGGUUGGGAAGAAACUGUGGAUUCUGCCAUUUCUUUCUUGCUAAGGACUUGCUUGUCAAAGAGCUCUAAGGAACAAGCCCUGUCUCUCAGCAGCCAGUUAAGCAUGCCCAAAGAUACUAGCAGACUUAAGAAGAAUAUCAGCCUGUUCUGUGAUAGAUUGGCAAAAGGUGGUCGCCUUUCUUUAAGCACCGAAACAGCCACUCAGCAAGCCACUGUUGUGCCAGGUGGCUGUGCUACAAUCCCAGAGUCUGACUUAGAGGAACGCGCAGUUGUACCGGGCUCCACAGCAGUGUUCUCCCAUCACAAGCACACUGCAAAGCAGAAAUCCAACCCGGGUUUGUCUGAGGAUGCAGCAGAGGAAGCUGAAAAGCCAUGAAAUAUGAAGACGACCCUCAGGAGGAAUUUCUAUCUGAUAUCAAAUGCAUUCAUAGAGCAGCAGUACCGAUCCUUUUCACUCUGUAUCAAUUAACAGCCUUCAGAAGGAGAGGACUGUGAUAAUUUAUACAAAAAUGUUCAUUUCUAAUCAUUUCAGUUGGAUCUUCCUGAGAACUGCUAGCAUUUUUUCUGUGAGCAAAGCUUACGCACUUACUCAACUGUGGUAGGGAUGUUGUGUUAAGUUCUGUGAUACAUCAGCCCUUCCUAGGGAUUCUGUUGAUUGAUCAAAGACUGUUUACAUGUAGUUAAAAGCAACCUUUGUUUCAGGAUAUGUUUUAUCUGUUUUUUAAGAUAUUCUGAACUAUACCUCCCUUUGAGAUUAUAUUAACAUUUGCUAUAUCACAGCUUUGACAAAAGAUAACUAUCUCUUUUCCUCCUGUACUAACAUUCACCAUUCCAGACAGCUGAAUUCACCACAAGAAGAAAAACUGGUAAUCCAUCAACUCUUUUUUGGCCCCCCCUCCUCCCCCUCAUUGCUUAUACAAACUCCUGCUCUCAGGAGAUACAGAGUAAAAUAUGGUUACUGGACGUAAAGGGCAAACCCUUUUGCCAUUAACAAUGUCACUACUACGUGAAUAAAGUUUACACUUUAAGUACCCUGAGCACAGCAACACAUGGAUCUUUCUAUGGUUACCUGUUAUUCCUGCUUUUCUUGUGGUUCAGCCUGUUUUAGUUAUGGGUUAGAUUUUCAAAACUAGCUAGCAGUUUUUGAGUGCCUUAAUUUUAAUGAAUCCAGUUAGAGGGGGCUCAGAGGCUUCUGUUUUUAUGAAGUGCAGAGCAUUAACAUUCUGAAAAUCAGGUCCACAUGAGGUGCCUGAAAUGCAACACCCAACAAUGGAGACAAGCCAAACACCCUUGUAAACCUUGGCCUAGGGUUUGGAAGAGUCACACUCAUGUCUGACUUCCUGAGGGCAAGCUGAGUGUGGUAUCAGAAGAAGAUAUUUGGAACUGAAAACAAGUGAGACCUGAGUCAAGAGUAAAGACAGACAUCUGAACAAGCUCUCUCUUGGCUAUUGCUGGUUCAUAAGAAAUUAGAAGCUGUGUUGUUUUUUUUUUUAGAUUACAGAUACAGAAAGCACGGCAGGUCUCAGCUUAGUUUCUGCAAUGGCAUGAGCCGUGUCCACUUCCUGCUCUCCCAUUGAUUUCAUGAACUCUGGUUCUCACCAUAGAAAAGGUCCCUCCAACUCACUUUUCUACUGCUUUGGCAAGGGUUGUGAUAGUUGCUGUGGUCUGUACAAGACUUGACCUAUGGAUUAAAAGGAGACCUUUUUCAGGAUCUGUUCAGCUUGCAACUUUCAUCGCCUUCAUAUUUACUUUCAACUGUUUUGCGUCCACCCCCAAAACAAAAGCAGUGUGCAACAAUUAUGGAUCUGCUGCUUAAUGCUUCGGUCCUAUUUGGCUCAAAAAACAUGAUAAAACCACAUUUCAGUGAGCCCUUUUCAACAUGCUAGCUAUUACAUGGAACAAAGUGGACAGGACGCUGGGUAAAGUUUCUGAUACCUCUAGAAUUGAAGUGAUCAGGGCCUCACAAUAAAGAAGACUCUUUACCCCAGGAGACCUCAGAAGUUGUAGUGCCAGAAUUCUUGCCUCUUUCCCAGGAAGGAAAAACCCUACACCCUACUUGUUAUGCGGGGUUUCUGCUGGUUGAAUUUCCUUCACUCUGAUCCCUCCCCCAUGGUCUUUGUCAAGAGGGCAGCAUCCAAACCGUUGUCAAGGUAUCCUGCUGCGCUGUGAAAAUUACCCAAUAAAAUAAUCUCCUGUA